GCACAGGAGUAUGUAAACUUGAAGAACUCGGGCUUUUUCAGUUAAAACCUACCCUUGCAUCGGAGCGCAGCAAACAUGCCUGAACAAAGCAAUGAUUACAGGGUGGUUGUGUUUGGAGCAGCAGGUGUUGGCAAAAGCUCCUUGGUCCUUCGUUUUGUAAGGGGAACUUUCAGGGAAACCUAUAUCCCCACAAUCGAAGAUACCUACCGGCAGGUAAUCAGCUGCGAUAAGAGCAUCUGCACCCUUCAGAUUACAGACACCACGGGAAGCCAUCAGUUCCCUGCUAUGCAGAGGCUGUCCAUAUCCAAAGGGCAUGCUUUCAUCUUGGUGUACUCUGUCACCAGCAGGCAGUCCAUGGAAGACCUUCAGCCCAUCUUUGAACAGAUUUGUCAGAUUAAAGGGGACAUCCAAAAAAUUCCAAUAAUGUUGGUGGGUAACAAAAGUGACGAGACCCAGCGGGAGCUGGAUGCCAGCGAGGGGCAAGCGUUGGCCAGCAAGUGGAAGUGCUCUUUUAUGGAGACAUCAGCCAAAAUGAACUACAACGUGCAGGAACUCUUCCAAGAGCUCUUGAAUCUGGAGAAGAGGAGAACUGUCAGUCUCCAGGUGGACGGCAAGAAAUCCAAGCAGCAGAAAAAGAAAGAUAAACUGCAAGGCAAGUGCUCUGUUAUGUGAUUGACUGUGGCUGGACUUGCACCACUGCAUGGUGUAAUCAGGGCAUGGACUCCCACAGAAAAUACAUUUCUGCUGGAGGUUUCAGAUGAAUCCAUGCCUUAUAGGGCUACAGCUUUUCUCUAAAAUCUCUGCUGGGUUAUUUUAUGUAUUGGUUUGAAAGAGGAUGGCUUUCUGCAUGUUUGGGUUUUUUUUUAAAUAAUAAACGUUGAAUGUUAGCAA
Molecule: messenger RNA, 891 nt
Organism: Phaethon lepturus (White-tailed tropicbird)
Lineage: Eukaryota; Metazoa; Chordata; Aves; Phaethontiformes; Phaethontidae
Product: GTP-binding protein Di-Ras2-like
Exons: 1
Coding region: 76-672 (198 amino acids)
Biological process (GO): signal transduction
Cellular component (GO): plasma membrane
Molecular function (GO): GTPase activity; GDP binding; GTP binding
Source: RefSeq, a predicted model, not a curated record